UAUUUCACUGUUUUUCCCCUUAUAUUGAUUAAAUUUUGAAACUUCAAUUUUUCUUCUGUACCCUGAAUGGCCCCUUACUCAUUUUUUGGAUUUGGGUCACUUUGUAUUUUAGAAUUGAACUUAGUUCCUAUGGAGUUUAUUGCUAAAUUUGCACUUCAAUUUUCAUUUAUCACAUUUCAAAUUAUUGUAAAGUUUCUGUCUUUCUGCUUUUUAAUAUAUAAAUUUGUAGCUCCUUGCUUACUUGAUAAUAUCAAGGAAAACCAACAAUUGAACUGUUUCAGAUUAUUGUAAAGUUUCUGUCUUUCUGUGUUUCUGUUUGAUCAUUUGAUUAUAGCACCUUCCCUUCUUUCUGAGUGUUUUCUCAAAGUAAUAGCAUAAGUGGAAACAGCUGGAGUUGGGUUCUUGUUCUGGAUCUACAAAAGUAUGAGAAAAUGAAAGAAAGUGAGUGUGAAAAGGGAAUAUUCUCUUUGUAAUAGUUCCGUGCUCUAUAAUCUUUCUUUCACAUAUUUUUUUAAGUUCCUACUUCCUAGUGUGAAGGUUCAGUGGGAUUUGUCUUUUUUGUGCCGCACUGAGGGAGAUUAAAGAGGAAAAAUGCCUUUUUAUAUGCUUUUCUUUUUUAUAGUGAGGAGAAAAGGUUGGAGGAAGGGGUUUGUUAAUGCUCAACUUAAUCAUUUCUUUAUGGUCUUUUUGGGUAUAGUUAUAGGAAGGCUAUUUCUAUUUCUGGUCAUGUUAAAUCAAUGAGAAAAGUAGUUCUUUCUAUAUGGUGAGUGGUUUGCUGUUUAUGGUAUUGGAAUUUCAAUUGAAGCAAUGUUUUUGUGUCAAGUAAGUUGCACCUUGACUAAUCCACCUUCUGGUUUGGUCAAAAGAAGGCCAUGACCAUCCACUCGGCCUUACAACUUACAAGGAUAUUGCUUGGAGCGCAACCUUUAAUAUGAGGAUACCUUUUUUCAGCUUAUGAGUGACCUUGUCGAGUUUUCUUCCAUGACGGAGUAUGAUUUGACAGCCGAGGGAGAUCUGUUUAAAGCACCUGAACCUAUUAUUGAAGAGCCAGUCAUGGACCUGGAUUCCAUGACAGCAGCCAUGCCGAUGAUAUCUUGCGGGGAAGAUGUGUCCUCACAGGCACUGGAAUCCACAGAUAUUGAUAUUCUUCAAAAUGAACAGCUUCUGAACGAGGUAUUCUAUGAAUGCAAAAAGGAUCUCUUACAAAAUGCAGCAUUAGUGUCACCACUUUCUGAGAUUCUGGAAGUCAAGAUUCCUUUACUGAGCAUUGAUGAGAAUUCAAUUCAAGAAAACAAGCCACUUCCUGACAUGCCAUUACCAAAGAGCGUCAGUUCCGGAAGUUUGAGCUCAAUGGACUGGAUGCAAGGAGCUGCGAUGAAGCCUGCUUUCCUUGAUAUCCCUGGAAUAGAUCUCAGCGCAGUUUAUGGCAUGCGGAGAUCGUUUAGUGAAGGUGAUAUAAAGACUCUUGGUAAUGGUAAUAUGAACAUCGUCCAAUCUCCCCAUGAGAGGCCUUUUUUUAGCAGCAACUGCACAAGUGAGGAACGCCUGCAAAAGCUCUCUAGAUACAGGAAUAAGAAGACAAAGAGGAAUUUUGGGAGGAAAAUCAAGUAUGCUUGUAGGAAGGCUCUUGCUGACAGUCAACCGAGAAUCCGCGGAAGAUUUGCAAAGACCGAAGAAUCUGAGGUGAAGAGGGAAGGAUUUUGAACUGAUUUGGUAGGAAGAAAGUAGGAAUCAAGUGGCUAAAUCAGAUCAAGCAAUAUGAAGAGCUCGACAUUGUAAUAUGUGCUUGGUAGAGCUGAACAGAUAAUGGCCAAUAAACCAGGCCUCGAACUUCUUUCCUAGGGUAGUUGAGUUCAUCUCUUAUCUGCUGUAUUAACUGUCUCUGUAAACUGAAAUGACCUUCUGAAUAUGUAUAUAGGUUUGUUUAAUAAAAGAAGGGUGAGAAAGCUGGUACAAUGUUCAUAUAUAUGUGAUGGAAUGGCAAUGUUUAGUGGCACUAGUUAUUUUUCUGAAAUGGAUCUUCCAAUUUCUUUGA
Lotus japonicus is the source of this 2035-nucleotide messenger RNA. RefSeq lists its product as uncharacterized. The coding region runs from base 955 to 1704 and encodes 249 amino acids. The transcript is spliced from 4 exons. Gene Ontology annotation, molecular function: protein binding. Gene Ontology annotation, biological process: regulation of flower development. The record is from RefSeq and is a predicted model, not a curated record. NCBI's taxonomy places the organism in Eukaryota, Viridiplantae, Streptophyta, Magnoliopsida, Fabales, Fabaceae. Gene Ontology annotation, cellular component: nucleus.